AUGAAAGAAGAUAAGUCGUUGGUAAUCGACGGACAAACUGAAGUAGAUGAUUUGGCCUUCGUGACCCAUUUUGCCACAAAUGAAUAUACUAAAAUAAAUGAAUUAAAAACAUUCAAAAAUAAUGUUCCCAAAUCGUCAAAACCUCUGGAACUAGAUCUAUCGCAAUUGAAUGUUGAAAACGAGGAUAGUGAUUUUUCAGAUUCUGAUAUUGAAUCGGAGUCUUUAAAGGACGUUUUAUCACCAGCACAGUUUGGUAGAACAAAAUCAUCUCAUGAUUUUAAGGAUCCGCUAGAUAAUCUACGAAUAAUUGACACUGUCGAUUUACCAGAAAAGGUAGCUGAGCAGCUACCGAUUACGAAAAUUGGAACCUGUAAAUCUUCCUUUGAUGAUAUUCUCAUUAUACACUCUACACCAGGUAGUGGAGUCUUAGAUUUGGGUUCAAUCAUAUGUAAAGUGGAUAGAACAAUUUUGGGUACGGUAAAUGAUACUUUUGGACCCACUGAUCACCCAUAUUAUAUGGUCAUUCUGACUAACAAAUCAUUAUCUAUACAACCGGUAAUGUUCCUUAUAGUGUUAACUGUGGAUUUAGGAUGA
This is a messenger RNA of Theileria annulata, 594 nucleotides long. RefSeq lists its product as uncharacterized. Gene Ontology annotation, molecular function: RNA binding. Gene Ontology annotation, biological process: ribosome biogenesis; box H/ACA snoRNP assembly; pseudouridine synthesis. Gene Ontology annotation, cellular component: sno(s)RNA-containing ribonucleoprotein complex. The transcript is spliced from 6 exons. The record is from RefSeq and is a predicted model, not a curated record. The coding region runs from base 1 to 594 and encodes 197 amino acids. Lineage: Eukaryota; Apicomplexa; Aconoidasida; Piroplasmida; Theileriidae.